Zasmidium cellare ATCC 36951 is the source of this 1902-nucleotide messenger RNA. RefSeq lists its product as uncharacterized. The coding region runs from base 1 to 1902 and encodes 633 amino acids. Gene Ontology annotation, cellular component: cytoplasm; cytosol; methionyl glutamyl tRNA synthetase complex. Gene Ontology annotation, molecular function: ATP binding; glutamate-tRNA ligase activity. The transcript has a single exon. Gene Ontology annotation, biological process: translation; glutamyl-tRNA aminoacylation. The record is from RefSeq and is a predicted model, not a curated record. Lineage: Eukaryota; Fungi; Ascomycota; Dothideomycetes; Mycosphaerellales; Mycosphaerellaceae.
AUGUCCCGCGAGGCGCAAAUCAAAGAGUGGCAGGACCGAGCUGAGGCCUUGAAGCCGCUCAACCUGAAGCAAAUCGAGGGUCAAUUGGGAGAACUGGACGCACACCUCACUCUCCGGAGCUACAUCGUGGGCUACUCCCUCACCGACGCCGACUUGACAGUGUGGAAGACGCUGCGGGCCAACCGAGUCGCACAUGCCUACAUCAAGCAGAAUCUCAUGGUCAACCUGUCCCGCUGGUUCAACUUCGUCGAAGAGACCGCCAAGCCGUCCAUUGACCUGCCCACGCGACCAGCAAAGGAGGCUGCAGAUGAGGGCGGCAGCUAUGACAUUGGUCUCCCAGACACAGAAAAGGGCGUAGUCACCAGGUUCCCGCCUGAGCCUUCAGGCUACCUCCAUAUCGGCCAUGCCAAGGCCGCCUUGCUCAAUGACUACUUUGCGCACAAGAAGUACAACGGUAAGAUGAUCGUUCGCUUCGACGAUACCAACCCGUCCAAGGAGAAGCAGGAGUUCCAGGACUCUAUUCUCAAGGAUUGUGAGCUGCUGGGAGUCAAGCCAGACCAAGUCACCUACACCAGCGACUACUUCCAGGAUCUCUACGAGCGAGCUGUACAGAUGAUCAAGGACGGCCAUGCGUAUGCGGAUGACACCCCACAAGAGCAGUUGCAAGAGGAGCGCAGAAACAGGAUAGAGAGCCAGCAUCGGAAUGAUUCUGUCGCGGACAACCUGGCACACUUCGAGGAGAUGAAGAAGGGCACGGAGGAGGGUAAGAGGUGGUUCAUCCGUGCCAAGUUGGACAUGGCCAGCAACAACGGGGCUUUGAGAGAUCCUGUCAUCUACCGCUGCAACCCAGAGCCUCACCACAGGACAGGAAGCACGUGGAAGAUCUACCCCACCUACGACUUUGCCUGCCCUGUUGUAGACUCCGUCGAAGGCAUUACCCACGCGCUGAGAACGACCGAGUACAACGACCGCGACCCGCAGUAUCAGUGGUUCAUCAAAAUUCUUGGCCUGAGACAUGUCCACAACUGGAACUUCUCCCGCAUGAACUUCAUCCGCACCUUCCUCUCUAAGCGAAAGCUCACCAAGGUCGUCGCUGAGGGCAAAGUCUGGGGCUGGGACGACCCUCGCAUGCCAACUGUCCGUGGUAUUCGUCGCCGCGGUAUGACCAUUCCCGCACUGCAAGAGUUCAUCGUCAAGCAAGGACCCAGCAAAAACAUCAACAUGAUGGACUGGACCGCUUUCUGGGCGACCAACAAGAAGUACAUUGAUCCUAUUGCGAAGCGCUACACUGUUGUCGUGGCGAAGGACAAGGUGACUUGCACCGUCGCUGGAGCACCAGAAGCUCCUCGUACUGAAGAGAAGGACGUUCACGCCAAGAACACCGAUCUCGGCAAGAAAAAGGUCGUCUACAGCAAGACCAUCAUCCUCGACCAGGAAGAUGCCCGAUCGUUCGGCGAGGACGAGGAGAUCACGCUUAUGAACUGGGGCAACGCCAUCGUCCGUAAGAAGAAGUACUCUCUCAACCCACUCAAUCUCGUCAAGAGUGAGGUAGACAAGCCCGUCACCGAGCUCGAGCUGGAGCUGCACUUGCAAGGAGACGUCAAGAAGACGUCCAAGAAGGUGACUUGGCUAUCCACCGAGCAGGAGCUUGUACCGGUCACCAUGUACGACUUCGAUUACCUCAUCACCAAGGACAAGCUGGAGGAUGACGACGUUCUUGAGAACGUGCUGAACGAGAAGACCGAGUUCAAGACGGAGGCUCUGGCGGACUGCAAUGUGGCUGAACUGAAGGAGGACGACAUUGUGCAGUUCGAUCGCAAGGGUUUCUUUAGGAUCGACAAGGCUUUCAAGCAUGGCGAGAGCGCUGUGGCUUUCCAGAUUCCUACGGGCAAGAAGAUGUAG